Molecule: messenger RNA, 3545 nt
Organism: Haliotis rubra (blacklip abalone)
Lineage: Eukaryota; Metazoa; Mollusca; Gastropoda; Lepetellida; Haliotidae
Product: ataxin-2-like protein
Exons: 20
Coding region: 212-2887 (891 amino acids)
Biological process (GO): cytoplasmic stress granule assembly
Cellular component (GO): cytoplasmic stress granule
Molecular function (GO): RNA binding
Source: RefSeq, a predicted model, not a curated record
ACUGUAUUCUGUCGCAUGUCGCACUUGGUCACUUACAGCUGACCAAAAUCUUUUAUUUGUAUACAAAGUAGUUUUUAAAAACUAGUUUUACCAAAAUUUACAUGCGACAGAGUAACCAUUGGAGAUUUCUUUAAAAUAUACUGUGUGUUGCAAUGCUCCCUUGAUCUGCAACUGAGUUAAUACCUGAUUAUUGGCCUUCCGAGGAGUAAGAAUGUCCACCAUAAACUACGGCUCGAAGGGUAGAACAUCAAAUCGGGGAAGGCAGUCGGGCGCUAACUCAAGCCACACAUCUAGGAGUGGUUCAAAGAGAUCUUCUUCAGAACGUUUUCUGCCAGAAGGUGUUUAUGGAAACUCAAGAUUUACACAUGUGAUAUAUUCAUUAGUGGGCUGUGUAGUGCAGGUACAGGUCAAGAAUGGAUGUUCAUAUGAAGGUGUCUUCAGAACAAUCUCACCAGAGAUGAAUGUGGUUUUAGAACUGGCACACAAGAUAGAAGACUCAAGAUGUAGCAGUAUUCCAUCCAGAGAUCGACUUAUAGAGAAACUUAUCUUUGGAAAAGAUGAUGUUGUUUCUCUAAAUGCUGCCAAUGUUGAUUUGGAUUAUGCAGUCAAAGAUACAUUCACUGACACAGCAAUAAGCCGCUUCAAUGGCCAGUCCUAUGAUAGAGAAGUCAGGGAAUUGCAGCCAUGGGAAGGAGAUACUGGAGAUGAUAUUAGUCUAAUGGAAAACGAUUCAUCAAAUGGCUGGGAUCCAAAUGAUAUGUUUAAAACAAAUGCUGAACAGUUUUCAGUGAAAUCUACAUAUGAUGAAAAUCUUCCUCAAUAUACAACACAGCUAGAGAAAAAAGAUACCAAAGAAUAUAAGCAACGUGAAGAAGUGGCAGCUAGGAUAGCCAAAGAAAUUGAAAGAAGUGAAGAGUACAAGGCCAGGAUAGAUCUAGAAAAUGGAGAUGGAGAAGAAGAAGCAAAGUUUAGUGCUGUUUUACGACCCUCGGAGAUGAGAGGACAAGCUGGAAAUGGCUCUGGAAAGUAUAUCCCUCCUCAUAAUAGAAGGGGCAACACUGGAAUGCCCCCAAGGAGAACAGUGUCUGAUCAUGGUGGGCAGCAGAGACAGAUAUCUCCACAUAAAACGCAACUUCCAGCUCCAGUUCAACACUUACAUCAAACGUCAGCAAUUAAUUACUCAUUAGGAUCAAAAGAUGAACAUAUACCUCCCAAUAUAAGUGCAAGUAUAAAUGGGGAUAAGGAUCAGAAACAAAUUGAGCCUAUUGUAAACAAAUCUAGUCCAGAGCCAGCUUCAUUAGUCACAGUAUCAGGUGGAGGAUUAUCCCAGCAACUUUCCCCGGUGACUGUAACAGCUGGGGACAAUUCCACAUCUCCUCAAUCUGAUUCUGUAUCAGCAUCCAGCAAGGGAGAUAGGAGAAAUCCAAAUCCAAGGGGAAGAACAAUAGCAGAUCUAAAAGAAUUUGGAGAAAAUUUCAAGUUGACAGAAGAACUAAAAGAAACAAGAGCGUCUGAGAAAAAUGAUGAGAAACAUCCAGAGGAUGAAACAAAAGAUGACCUCAAGCCAAAUAUUGCUGAGCGGUCCAAACUGAAUCCAAUGGCUAGAGAAUUUGUCCCAACAGGUCAAUCAAGAUCACAGAAGCCAGUGCCCCAAACACCUACUCCACCAAGGCCUCAAACUCAGAGUCCUGUUGUACAGCCCAUUGUGCCUAUGUAUAGUUCAUUGAUUCUCCCAAGUAACAUGGUGCCUGUAGGACCGCCUCAGACAGCUCAAAACCAAGGAAACAGAUAUCCAAAAAGAGCUGUUGUAUCGGUACAGCCAAGACAAGACUUCUCAGCUGCGGCUCAACAUGCAACUGGUCAACCCCUAUUAGCAAAUGCAACAGUGCAAACACAACAGUACCUUCCGUAUCCUAUCAUGCAGUCUGCUGUCAUGCACCAACAAACUGCAGCAGGUUAUCAGGUAAUGCCAGUGUCUGCAAACCCUCAGAGAAUGAUGAACCAAGCACCCGUGGCAGCAUCCUCUCAUCCAGCUGCUGGCCUUGAUCCUGCUCAGGGGAGUGCACAACAUGCACAUGCUGCACCACAUUUAUUUAUGCCUACGGGUCAUGGUCCAAUGCCUGCCCAUAUGACACCACAUCAUGGACAGCAGAUUUCUCAUCCUCAACCAGCUCAUGUUGGGACUCAUCCUGUGGCAGGAAACCCUCAAUCUCAAGGCCAGAUGACCCCAGUGUCCGGGCCACAUCCUGCUCCAAGUCCAGUGCAACAUACUGGUCCAGGGGGACAGCAACAUCAUCCUCAGGGACCCCCAACUUCUGGGACACCUCAGCCACCAAUCAAUUACCAACAAAUAGGCUUGCAAGGUCAUCACCAGAUACAAGCGGCUUCUCAUAACCCAGCAUCACCACAGGCAGCCAUGCAUCCUGUCUCGAUGCCAUAUGCAUUCACGUCACAUCCACACAUUCAACAGGGAGCACAGCAAUUUACAUUUACACAAGCAGCCCAACAGCAGACAUCUGUUAGUCAGACAGUACAUACACAUACCCACUCACCUCACAUGCCCCAGCCACAAAUAGUGGUUAUGCCCCAACCCCCUCCACACAGCCAGGUCCAACACACACACCACGUACCACCACAUCCACAGUUUCAGCAUAGUGCACAUGCACAUGCACAUGCAGCAGCUGCAGCAGCUGGACAUCACAUGCCAGCAGGACCAAAUCCAGUCCAUGGUCAAGGACACCACAUGAUGCACCACUCUGGACUACCUGCCAUACCAGUUUCUGCGCCUUCUGGUGUCCACCCUUCACCAGUCCACCAUUUUGUUUCACCAGUGCCGUCUCAUGGUCCAGGUGGGCCUGUCCAAACAGGCUACCCCCAGGCACAGUGAUCUGGCAAGGAUGCAUGCCAGCUCAUCUAACCUGAUAAUGUGUGUGAGUGCCCCGAGUUUCUUCCCCAGCAACCUUGACAUCGUGUGAUAAAAUUGAAAAAGACAAUGAUCAUGAUGCAGAUGCAACCAGCUGAGCGUAUGAUGAACUUACAGAUGAAUUGAAUGGCUGUCCCUUAAGGAGAGCUCACCUAUGAGAAACCAUUGUGAUAAUAUGAAGACGUUAACACAAAGACAAAGUGGUUUUAUAAAUGCAAACGGUUUCCAGUUAAUGCAAGAUGUUUCACCUCAGAUUCAAUCUGUCAGCUUGACAUGUAGGGAUAUACAUACAUGCUCCAAGUGAAGACAUGCUGAUUUAAAGUGGAGCAGUGAGCUUCAUUAUCGUAGCUGACAGGUUUUUGUGGCCAGAAUAACUUCCUUUGGACAAUGAAGUAGCAGUGUAGACUGAUCCAAGUCUGUGGUCGUUUACAGACAAGUGUAACUGUAUUAAAAACUGAAGUGGUACCACCAAGCUGAAGCUGCUUACGUUUUUGAACUCUCAACAUACAACUUUACAAUUAAAUAUUGCAAACAGCAUACACUCAUUUGCAAAGAUGAAAACACGAAAGCGUGCCACAGUGUCAAUAAAUUGGAAUAAAGCAUUUUUUUUAAUUAUUGUGAA